This is a messenger RNA of Arabis nemorensis, 471 nucleotides long. NCBI's taxonomy places the organism in Eukaryota, Viridiplantae, Streptophyta, Magnoliopsida, Brassicales, Brassicaceae. The record is from the annotation of a GenBank genome assembly.
AUGGAGAGGAGUUUUCCCUUCCUCACUGUUACGAGUUCAUUUCUGAUUUGGUAUAAUGGAGUUAGGAAAAAGACGACAGUGAGGCAUGAACAAGUGCAAGUUCUUCUUGUGGCUAUUGCUGGAACUGAAUUGAAACAGUUCUUCCAUCUUCCUUGCUACCUAUUGUUCCUUGAGGCACUGCCUUUGCCAUUUUUCUUAUCUUCAGUUACGCAAUCACGUUUACAAGCUCAACUUCAUGGCCAAGGUGAUGCAGAAGAUCAAGAUGAUUUGGACAGCAUUAGAUUCUUCUCUAAUUAUCAAAUUCUACUCCAAGAACAGAGCCGAGAAUAUGGUUUUAUUGGUCAUAUGAUGGUGGUUCAUUCUGGUCAUUUGAAUUUGUUGGUUGACUUCCCAUAUGGUGCUUCUCCAAGACCACCAGAAGAUCAAAUUUCAGUUCUUCAUAGUUCUACAACUCUCCAAUUCUCUUCUUGA